This is a messenger RNA of Phymastichus coffea, 2968 nucleotides long. RefSeq names its product probable RNA-binding protein 19. Lineage: Eukaryota; Metazoa; Arthropoda; Insecta; Hymenoptera; Eulophidae. The record is from RefSeq and is a predicted model, not a curated record. Gene Ontology annotation, molecular function: mRNA binding. The coding region runs from base 92 to 2794 and encodes 900 amino acids. The transcript is spliced from 16 exons. Gene Ontology annotation, cellular component: ribonucleoprotein complex; cytoplasm; nucleus.
UUUACACUAUGUAAAAGACGACUGUUGUAUUUAUUUGUAAACGGAAUGCUUUUUCAAUGGUGGUUAUUAAAUACUUUUAUAUUUUUACACGAUGUCACGUUUAAUUGUCAAGAACUUGCCGAAGAACAUCACAGAUGAAAAGCUAAAAAAACUUUUUGGUGAGUACGAUGAGAAAAGUAGAGGUUACAAAUAUGUUAUCACAGAUGUACAGCGCAAAUUCACAGAAGAUGGUAAAUUUAGAAGAUUCGCCUUUAUUGGUUAUAAAUCUGAAGAAGAUGCUGCAGCUGCUUUGGAAUAUUUUAACAAUACUUGCAUUGAUACAUCUAGAAUAACUGUACAAUAUUGUGCUAGUCUUGGUGACCCUUCAAAACCUAAAGCUUGGAGUAAAUAUGCACUGGAUAAUAAAACUCAGACAGCUAAAGAUGUCAGUGAUGAAACUGAAGAAAUAAGCAAGAAAAAAAGAGACAAAACCAAAGAAAAUGAUGGUAAGAAAAAUAAAAAAAAGAACAAAAAAGAUGAAGAUAACAAUAAAAUUAAGGAGAUAUUAGAAAUGCAUAAGGAUGAUCCACUGUUCAAUGAGUUUAUUGAAAGUCACACAAAAGGUGACAAAAAACUUUGGAGUAACGAUACACUACUUGGUGUCAAUGAAGAGGAAGAAGAUUUUGAUUCAGAUGAAAAUAGUGAAACUCAAGACAGUGAAUCGGAAACAGAUGAUAAAUCAAAGAAUAAAUUAGCCAAAAAAAACAUUAGUGAUAAAGAGUAUAUGGAAUCUCUACAAAAAAAGAAAAUAGAUAGAACUUCAAACAAGCAAAUUUCAGAAUUAAAAGAAAGUCGCGGGCCAAACAAAUUUUUUACUGUAAAAGUUCGAGGAUUAGCUUACAAUCACAAAAAGAAAGACAUAAAGCUAUUCUUUAAAGGUUUGCAACCCAAAUCUAUAAGGGUGCCACCAAAAAUCAAAGGUAUCGCUUAUGUUGGCUUCAAAACUGAAAAGCAAAUGAAAAAGGCUCUCAAUAAAAAUAAGAGUAUUCUAGAGGGAAGAUCUCUGAUUGUAACAAAAUACAAAGAGAAAGAAAAAAAUAUUACAAAAAAUGAAAACAAGUACGUAAAUUUAAGGUGGAAACAGCAAGAAGAGUCUUUGAAAAAUGAAGAAAAUGUAGCAGAAUCAGGAAAAAUAUUUCUUAGAAAUUUGGCUUAUACUACUACAGAAGAAGACAUUGCCAAAUUGUUUGAAAAAUAUGGGCCUCUUACAGAAGUAGAUAUGCCAAUUGAUAAAGCCACAAGAAAACCAAAAGGUUUUGCAACUGUGACCUUCUUAAUGCCUGAGCAUGCUGUAACAGCUUUCACAGAGCUUGAUGGAACAAUUUUAAAUGGCAGAUUGCUUCAUCUUCUACCAGCAAAAACUAAAGCAGCUCCUACCGAUUUGCUCGAUCAAGAUGGUUUGAAUUACAAGCAGAAGAAAGAACUGCAAUUAAAAGCUACUGCCAAGUCUACUCACAAUUGGAAUACUCUUUUCUUGGGAGCAAAUGCUGUUGCCGAUGCCAUUGCAAAGCAGUACAAUACGACAAAAGAAAAAAUACUUCAACAUAGCAACAAUGGUCCCAGCAUAGCUGUAAAUUUAGCUUUAGGAGAAACUCUCAUAGUGCAAGAAACUCAAAAAUUUAUGGAAGAACAAGGUGUUCGAUUGAAUGCCUUCAAUCAAACUCCAAGCAAAAGAUCCAAAACUAUAAUUUUAGUUAAAAAUUUACCGUCUGGGACGAAGAACAAUGAACUCGUGAAUUUGUUUGAAAAACAUGGAGAAUUAGCUCGAGUAGUUUUACCUCCUUCUGGGAUCACAGCCCUCGUCGAAUUUUUUGAACCAUCGGAGGCAAGGCACGCUUUCAAUCGUCUUGCUUACUCUAAAUUUAAACAUUUACCUUUGUAUUUGGAGUGGGCGCCAGAUGAUAGUUUUGUAUCGGCACCUACAAAGAGUGAUGACAAAAAUCCACAACAAAAUACAUCUGCUAAAACAUCUCAAAACUCGACGAAGAUGGACAGCACUACUAAACUCGGGCAUGACAAUACUAAACCAGAAAAUACUAACGAUGAAGAUGACGAAGACGAAGACGAACCAGAACCAGAUACAACUCUAUUCGUAAAAAAUUUGAAUUUUAGUACCACGGAAGCGCAAUUGAAAAAGCACUUUGCAAAAUGCGGAGCAGUACAUUAUGCAACUAUCAGCAUGAAAAAAGAUCCGAAAGAUCCUGCUAAUAAAUUAUCUAUGGGUUAUGGAUUCGUUAGGUACAAAUUUAAAUCUGACAUGGAGCGAGCUUUGAAACAAUUGCAAACGUCCACCUUAGAUGGAAAAACACUAGACUUGAAACGUUCUGAACGAACUCUGCAGACCGAGGUUAAGUCUCAAAAGAAAACAGCUAAAAUUACUAAUCAAACUGGCACUAAAAUUCUUGUUAGAAACGUCCCAUUCCAAGCAAAUGCCGAUGAAAUCAAAGACUUAUUCAAAGCUUUCGGAGAAAUCAAAGGAGUAAGAUUACCAAAAAAAUUGGUUGGUGAUGAAAAGCACCGAGGUUUUGGUUUUGUCGAAUUUUAUACGAAAAAGGAGGCAAAUAGAGCAUUCAAAGCGCUUUGUCAAAGUACUCAUUUAUACGGCCGCAGAUUAGUAUUGGAGUGGGCGCAAACUGAAGAGGGCAUCGAGGAUAUUAGAAAACGAACUGCAAAACACUUCCACGAAGAAAGCGCAGUUAAAAGAAGUAAAAAGGGUACACUGGAUCCGGAAUCGAUAGGUUUGGAAGUCAACUAAUUGAUAUUUAUCUAAUGUUCGCAGAAGUGAUAAAGAAGAGGUAUACAAUGAUACUAGUUUUAUCGAUUAAAUAGUCCAUGACAAGUCGAGGACGUCUGCGACUUAAAAAAAUACGCAAAUCGUUACUACUUAAGACUGCAAAUCAAGAAACCAACUUGCAACUGUCAGUUUUUU